UCCUCCCUACUGUCUAACUCCUACUUGUCUCAUUUCCGCAUUUUGCACUGUUCAGAUCGCCACAUUUAAACAUUUAUAAUAAAAGGAAGUCAAAUAGUUUCCUGCUGCAAAAUCCAAAGCUUGUCAUUUAGAAAAAAUGAGCAGCCAAGUUCCUCUGGUCAAUGUGGAAACGUGGAUAACUGAAAACCAAGAUGCUUUUCUACCACCAGUGUGCAACAAGCUGAUGCACUUUUCGCAGUUGCUUGUCAUGUUUGUUGGGGGUCCUAACACCAGAAAGGAUUAUCAUAUAGAGGAAGGGGAGGAGUUGUUUUUCCAGCUGAGGGGAGACAUGUGUCUGAAGGUGAUUGAAAAUGGCACCCACAAGGACGUACACAUCAAAGAAGGCGAGAUGUUUCUGCUCCCAGCUCGAAUCCCCCACUCUCCGCAGAGAAAGGCCAACACCGUUGGACUGGUGGUGGAGCGAAGGCGACUGCUGACUGAAACUGACUGCCUGAGGUACUACGUGGAAAACACCACAGAUGUCCUGUUCGAGAGAUGGUUCUACUGCGAGAAUCUGGGGACACAACUGGUUCCGAUUAUCAAAGAAUUCAUGGCAUCAAACCAGGCUAAGACGGGUAAACCGGAUCCAGAUGAAGUUUUCAGAGAGCCUCCGUUCCAGAUGAAUACCAUGAAUGUGAUGACACCGUUUUCCUUCAAGGACUGGCUUAGCAAACAGAGGCCAUCUUUGGCUAACGGCAGGCCCAUCAACAUCUUUGGAGCUCAGUUUGAGACAGAGGCAAUGGUGUUUGGACCUGGACUUACAGAGACCUCAGUCCAGCAAACUGAUUUGUGGAUUUGGCAAAUGGAGGGAUCUUCAACAGUGAUCAUGGCGGAGCAGUCGUUUAAUUUGACUUCAGGAGAUAGUUUGCUCAUCCCCGAACAGAGCCAGUACAAGUGGCAGAGGAGUGAGGGGACUGUGGCCUUGGUUGUUGUGCAAAAUCCAGAGCGGAAGAGAACCGAAUUGUCACCUACACACCUUCAAAAUUCACUUAAAUAGCUAGAAGCAUUAUAGGUGUUAACUUUUUUAUCAAAACAUGCAUUUUAAUCACGACAUUGACAUGAAACUUACACCAGAGGUCAGUAGCAAACCAAGUAAUCCACACACUAAAAUGAGACCAAAACAAAUCAUUCCACAAUUUCAACUCUGAUGAUACAGGGAGAAAGUAAUAAACUUACUGAAGUUUAUCAGCAUUAGCAGAAGAGCCUCCAGCUUUUUUCUUUCUUUGCAACCAAGAAAGAGUUUUCAUGUGGGUUUCAUCUUCAGCUCUUUAAUGAAAAACACAUACUUCCUUUAAUUACCUGUUUCCCAACACUUCAUGCUCAAAAACAACCUCUCAUCUUCUUGUUCUUUCAACAAGAAGAUAUUCAAAGAACAAGUUUCACUCCAGAUUCUCCUGCAAACUAUCUUAAUAUUUUAUUGACUUUCCUAAAUACUGUGUAGAAAACUUUAAAAAAUAUUUGUCAUGGGUUUUCUUUACUAGUGGAGUAAGUAAGUAACACAGUAAGUUAUUCAAUUGCAGUUGAGUGGAUAUUUCUUUUGAAAUGAAGUUUCAGAGAAAUACGUUUUGCAAUAAUGAGGUUGUGAAGUUCUUAAGAGCUUCUUGGUUCGACCCAUCAUGUUUGUUCAGUAAUGAGGAAACGUUUUAUAGACGAUCACUGCAUAGUAAAUUUUUGAUUAAUAUUAGUCAGACCUGAUAAAAGGUGAUUUUUGAGCUUUUUUCUUGACUUUCUAAGAAGUCCAACACAUUUUCUAUGUAUUAUUUUACUUAAUUAUUCUUAAAUUAAUUCAUGGACUUGGAUUGUUAAUGACAUCUGGGGUGAAUUCUGCACAAACAUCCUUAUAGACGUAUGUUUACUAAGAAAAACAAUAACUUCUACAAAGCGCUUUGUAUAAUGGUAAUAAAUAAUGCAGAUUUAUUUUAGUCUUAUUAUUUAGUGAAGUUAAGCAUAAUGAAAGAAGAACUUGAUUCUGAAACUGCUGUCAGUUUUUAAGCUAGGAAGGAAUAAAAUGACAUCAGAUCA
Messenger RNA from Poeciliopsis prolifica (blackstripe livebearer), 2061 nucleotides. It is a transcript of the gene haao, whose product is annotated as 3-hydroxyanthranilate 3,4-dioxygenase. Bases 137 to 1036 code for a protein of 299 amino acids. The record is from RefSeq and is a predicted model, not a curated record. The transcript has 10 exons. Gene Ontology annotation, molecular function: iron ion binding; 3-hydroxyanthranilate 3,4-dioxygenase activity. Lineage: Eukaryota; Metazoa; Chordata; Actinopteri; Cyprinodontiformes; Poeciliidae. Gene Ontology annotation, cellular component: cytoplasm. Gene Ontology annotation, biological process: quinolinate metabolic process; 'de novo' NAD+ biosynthetic process from L-tryptophan.